AUGGGGAGUCAGUGCACUAAACUUACGCCUUGUUGCAUAGAUUCACAGUUCAAGGCAACUGUUGUUGAAGUUCCCAAUGUUGGGAAUGAAGAAAAGAGUGAGGUUAAUGACUUGCCUACAUUCCGCGAAUUCACAUUUGAGCAACUGAAAAAUGCAACAUCUGGUUUUGCAGUAGAAAAUAUUGUGUCUGAACAUGGGGAGAAGGCUCCUAAUAUUGUUUAUAAAGGGAAGUUGGAAAAUCAGAGAAGGGUUGCUGUUAAGCGAUUCAAUAGAAUGGCUUGGCCUGAUGCUCGACAAUUUUUGGAGGAAGCAAGAUCUGUUGGCCAGCUACGGAAUCAUAGAUUGGUAAAUUUGCUUGGUUGCUGUUGUGAAGGUGAUGAGAGGCUGCUUGUAGCAGAAUUUAUGCCCAAUGAGACACUUGCAAAACAUCUUUUCCAUUGGGACACACAACCUAUAAAAUGGGCGAUGAGAUUAAGAGUUGUUCUACAUCUUGCAGAAGCUCUAGAAUACUGCACGAGUAAAGGGCGUGCCCUUUACCAUGACCUUAAUGCCUAUAGAAUUUUGUUUGAUGAGGAUGGUAAUCCAAAACUAUCGAGCUUUGGCCUCAUGAAAAACAGUAGGGAUGGAAAAAGUUAUAGCACGAAUUUGGCUUUUACUCCUCCAGAGUAUUUAAGAACUGGGAGAGUAACACCAGAAAGUGUAAUAUAUAGCUUUGGUACUCUUUUGCUUGACCUUCUCAGUGGAAAGCAUAUACCCCCAAGCCAUGCCCUUGACUUGAUACGAGACAGAAAUAUUCAGAUGUUGACUGAUUCUUGCUUGGAAGGACAGUUUUCCAAUGAUGAUGGGACUGAGUUAGUACGCUUGGCGUCUCGAUGUUUACAGUAUGAACUCAGAGAACGACCAAGUCUGAAAUUUUUAGUCACUGCUUUGACUCCUCUUCAGAAAGAAACUGAUGUUCCUUCUCAUAUCUUGAUGGCCAUCCCACAUAGUGCUUCGUCCUCUCCUCUGUCACCACUUGGCGAGGCUUGCUCAAGAAGGGACCUGACAGCCAUACAUGAGGUCUUAGACAAUAUCGGCUAUAAAGAUGAUCAAGGAGUGGCAAAUGAGCUCUCAUUCCAAAUGUGGACAGACGAAAUGCAGGAAACUUUGAAUACAAAGAAAAAGGGUGAUUCUGCUUUCAAGCAAAAGGAAUUUAGAGUUGCAAUUGAGUGUUACACUCAGUUCAUUGAUGUGGGAACCAUGGUUUCCCCGACUGUUUUUGCACGGCGGAGUCUGUCCUAUCUCAUGAGUGACAUGCCUCAGGAAGCUCUAAGUGAUGCAAUGCAAGCCCAAGUCAUUUCCCCUGUAUGGCACAUCGCAUCCUAUCUUCAGGCUGUUGCACUUGCUACACUUGGAAUGGAAAAUGAAGCACAUGCAGCCCUCAAGGAGGGUACAAAUCUUGAAGCCGAGAGGAAUGCAAACUCUGGACAAAAGUGA
Molecule: messenger RNA, 1476 nt
Organism: Dovyalis caffra
Lineage: Eukaryota; Viridiplantae; Streptophyta; Magnoliopsida; Malpighiales; Salicaceae
Source: the annotation of a GenBank genome assembly